UUAAAUAUCGCGAGAGUUCGUUUAGCACUGUACUUCCAACAUGGCAGGCAGUAAGUUGGUGCUAGAAGGAAGUGUAAGUAUAAAAUGCUUUAUUUUAGGUCUCAGCGUAGUUGUAAUUCCGUUAAUCAGAACCUGGUGUGGACAUUUUGACUGGGUCUUUGAUUAUCUGACGGAAACUCCCGGGAAAAUAGCGAUUUGUAUCAACAUUGCAGUUGUCAACGGCCUCUUGCUAAUCAUAUACAGGGGACCUUUGUACAAGGUUGCUGUGCGAGCCUGUUUCCUGGGAGUUACUUUUGGCUGUGGCUUAAUUGUAAGCUGCUCUGAAACCUCUUGGACACAUUUUGGCUGGUACAUGUGCUCCCUGUCCUUCUUCCAUUACUCUGAGUACCUGGUGACAGCCAUCAUCAACCCUCGAAGUGUGGAGUACACCCUGGCUGCUGUCUCCUCAUGGGUGGAGUUCACUGUGGAGAAGCUGACAGUUCCAGAGCUGAAGCAGCUGAACUGGUUGAGCUUUGUGGGUCUGCUCAUGGUGCUGUGCGGUGAGGGUCUGCGAAAGGCGGCUAUGUUGACAGCUGGCUCCAACUUCAACCACAUUGUCCAGAAUGAGAAGGCCCGGAGCCACGUGCUGGUCACCAGCGGGGUCUACUCCUACUUCAGACAUCCCUCCUAUGUGGGCUGGUUCUACUGGAGCAUAGGAACACAGGUCAUGCUGUGUAACCCAGUGUGUAUACUGGGAUACACGAUAGCCAGCUGGCGCUUCUUCCGGGAGCGGAUUGAGGAGGAGGAGCUCUCUCUCAUCCAUUUCUUCGCUGAGGACUAUGUGGAGUAUAAGAAGAAGGUUUCUACUGGGCUACCCUUCAUCUCAGGCAUCCGAGUCAACUAGGCCCAGGAACUGGAUGCUGGAUGUAACAGACUUAUAGCACUAAAGCAGGUCAGACCUGGGGCGGUGUGGCAUCUGCUAUGACGGCUGCCCUCCAGAGGGAAACCCAGCGCCUGGCUGAGAGGCUGUAGCUCCUGGACAGCAGCCGGGAUGGCAUCGGGCAGCUGGGCUGCUAUUUUCUACCAGCCUCCAAAAUCAGUUUAAGACCAGACGACCUCCUCUGAACCACAUGUAUUCCAACAACACCCACUGCAUCUGUUUCUGUUUGUGUGCUUGGGCCAUAUGAGUGUUUUCACUGAAGGCCUGGUGUGUGCUCUGAGCCCUGUGGUGCCACUCAUCGGGAGAGAGUCACAUGACUGUUGUCUGACGUUUUAAUGGCAAGUGUUUGGACAAGAAGUCCACCAUGUUCACUGGGUCAUUUUCUUUAAAUAAUGAGGUUAUCAACAUUUCAGCAAGUUGCCACCACCAUCCUGCGUUUAGUCAAAUUCACUGCUCCUAAAUUUAGCCUUUAAGCAUUUGGUUUUUUUUGUUUUUUUUAAAGGAGUCCUCCACAGUCUCUGCCUGCAGCAGUGCUCGUCACUUUUCUGCUCCGUUUCUAUCCUUGUCAUGUCCGUAUCAGUGCAUUGGCGUGCACUGUAGUAACCUGGCUACUGUAAACCCACGUUUACAUGCAGCAGAUCAGCGAUCAGGUUUCUUCUCUACCCUGAACUUUUUUUGAAGGCAUGGCUCUGAGAUUUUAAAGCUACAGUAUGUAAGUUCUGGAAAUCAAGGAAAUGCUGAUGUGAGACCAAAAAGCAAAGCGCUCUGCUCCUCCCUGCCUCCCUCUCCCUGCUCCGUUUCCUUCCACCCUGCCCUUCUCUUGUACACAGCUAAUCAGGAGCCUGCUAGUCUUGUGAGCCACAACGACGUCUUCCAGCAGCUAAGACUGGCUUGAAGCCUCGAUGUGAGAGGCGUAGCGACCAGGGCUGCGCCGUCUGUGUUUUGAUUGACAGCUGUGACCUCCCUAGUACACACAGUCACUGAUGCUCAGUCUGUCUUGAAGGCAGUGGUGGAAGAAGUGCUUGGAUGCUAUAAGUACAAGUAGCAAUACUACACUGUGCAAAUACUCCUAUAAGUAGAAUAGGUACAAGUACAAAAGUAUUAUCAGCAAAAUGUUCUUAAAGUAUCAAAAAAUUAAAGCACUCAUUCUGCAGAGAAAUGGCCCCAUCAGUGUUUUUUGCAUUAACGUUACUGGAGCAUCAGUGUUUACAUUUUACUGCAAUAGUUUAAGAUUGAACCAAUUUUUAAGUAGUUUAUGUUCUGUUGUGUAGCAUCUUCUCUAAGAUCAUCAUGACUAACAGUCCUGUCUUAAGCUUUGUGAUUUUUAUUUAUUUAUUUGGCAUAACAAGUGAGAAUUUAUUCAACCUCCAAAGGAACAAUUAACUUCAGUUUCUCAGAAACCAUCAAAAUCACUGUACAGGAACGGUUAUAAAAAAUUAAUUAACUAAAGGCAUCAGGUGAAUGUGGUGGAAGCAGAAGUGCAAUACUCUGAACUUUAGUUGAGUACAAGCAUGAAGUUACAUAAAAUGGAAAAAGUCCAUGUACUUCAGUCACUGUUCAGUCACACUCCACUGCUUGUAGGUUCAGUUGUGUUGCUGCAGGUCUUGGAUCUGUGUAUUGUUAUGCAACUGAUGGAGAGGAGCCAUUUUGGAUGUUUUAUUUCUCUGGUUCAGGUGUGUAUACGGAGAUCUGCUUCUGACUGGUCUGGGAGUGUGGGCGUCUGCCCUGUUUGAAAAGGUUUGUAUCUUGUGGCAGCUACAGUCAAACACAUCAAAAUGUACACAUCGCUCCUGUAGCAUAAUCCUCUGCUGAUCGUAGCUUCUCCACAGCAGAGCCCAAUAUACACAACUUCCUGUUCAGUUCUGUGUUUGUCUUAAGCAACAGCUCAACACAGGUUCAGUUGCAUUCAGAAGUGAAAUCCUCUCAGGCAGAACACACGCUGACCCACUGAAUCCAAACGAUGGCAAAGGAUCCAUACAUGAGAACUUUUUAUUCUCCAAAUAAUUUAACUGUAAUAAAAUGUGUAAAGUUUCUGAGACUGUUUAGAGUGUUGCAGCUUCAUUGUUGGCCGGUGGACCGACUAGAAGGCCAGCAGUGACCUGCUCUAUGUUGGACCCUGCUCUCAUUGUCAACUGGCUGUUCCUUAUGUUUCUCGGUCAUUUCACUGACAUGUUUCUGUACAUGGGGGCAUGACACAUCAUUAAAACCUGUGUUUCACUGGAGAAGAGCUGGGGUCAGCCCCUGAGCAGGAAGUGGUGACAUCUCUUCCUAUGUGGUAGACUCCUAGAAGUCGCUAGUUUUUGGUUGAUUUGUCUUGUGGCAAGUCACCGCACUGACCAGUGUGCUGUCCUUUCAUCUCUGUCAACAUCUCUUGAAUUAAAAGCCAACCAAAAGAGACUGACUUGAUAAAGGUGCU
Molecule: messenger RNA, 3335 nt
Organism: Monopterus albus (swamp eel)
Lineage: Eukaryota; Metazoa; Chordata; Actinopteri; Synbranchiformes; Synbranchidae
Gene: icmt
Product: isoprenylcysteine carboxyl methyltransferase
Biological process (GO): C-terminal protein methylation
Cellular component (GO): membrane; endoplasmic reticulum
Molecular function (GO): protein C-terminal S-isoprenylcysteine carboxyl O-methyltransferase activity
Source: RefSeq, a predicted model, not a curated record